Messenger RNA from Acomys russatus (golden spiny mouse), 660 nucleotides. RefSeq names its product testis expressed 36 (gene Tex36). Bases 1 to 549 code for a protein of 182 amino acids. The record is from RefSeq and is a predicted model, not a curated record. The transcript is spliced from 4 exons. Lineage: Eukaryota; Metazoa; Chordata; Mammalia; Rodentia; Muridae.
AUGGCCAAAGGGAGGCGUUUCAAACCACCUUUGGUCAAGGAUGGAUGCUGGUUCCCUCACAUUGGGCUGCUGCAGAAGGUGCCAGAAUCCAUCACAUGCACUGCCCUGAAGGAAAUCCACUGUCCGCACUUGGCUCAGCAGGUGCAGAAGAAGCUGCCAUCAGUAUACAAAAUCCGUGAGAAGCAAGCUGAAAACAAAAACUUCCCCUUCUCUGCGCACGACAAUCGCCACAGUUUUGAGGACUGUGGAUACUUUUUUGACUCUGGCUUGGGACGCAAGAAGGCCCUUCCAGAUAAAGGGCAACACACUUCUAGAAAUUUCAAUCUCUGGGCCUGUGACUUCAUCCCGUCCCAUUUUGAUGGCCUGUCAAAUAACCAAACAUCAUAUGUACAUAAGGACGCUGUGGUGAUCUCAACUUUCCGACGCUUCCCGAAAUGUUACAGUGACAAAUGGAGUGCCUUCAACCAAAUCCAUGCAGAGGUUUUGAAAAAUCGGUCCAAUGAAGAGUUUGCCACUGACACAAAAGUUGUCUCUCCACAUGAGCCCUAAUCCUUCCAGAAGAUUCUUGAUGAGAUUUGUGAUGUUAUCUCAUCAGGCACUCAUAAAGUAAAUGUCUCUGAUUCAAUACCACCCCAAAAUUGUUGAAAGACUUUUGGGAUU